GCGAGCAUUUUUCCCCCAUUGCGAUCCCUCUUCGUCUCUUUUUCUCUCUCUCUCUCUCAAACCCUAGAAAUCGAAAGCCAGCUCGAAUUCCGCCAUUUCCCCUUCGACCGACAAAGAGAAAGCCGAGCUCCCAGGGAAUAAUGGAGAAUAUGCAGUAUGCAGAAGAACUGUUGAGGGAGUUUCUUGUGUUUAGAGGUUUCACAAAUACACUCCAAAGUUUUGAGAUGGAGUUGACAACUGAUAUUGGCAAAAACUUUCAAGUCGAUAAGAUCCUAGACUUAAUUUUUAAAGUGUAUAUACCCAGAUAUCAAGCAGAUAAGUUGGUGGGUCUGCUGAAUUUCUUUAAGCAAUGUUUCUCUUCAACCGCGGACGUAGUUCUCUUUUCCACGUUAUUAAAACUCGAACUAUCGAUUUUGCGGUACUAUGUGAUUCAUGCUUUACAAUCUGGAAAGCAAGAGAAAGUGGUCGAGUUUUUUGAGGAAAAUGGGAACUACUUGCUGCAGAAACGUGAAGAUUGGAUGCCAUGGUUUGCUAUUCCUUAUCUUAAGAACCCUAACUUGGAUCCUCAAUUCCGUGUCUACUUCUCGAAGGAUUGGCUUGAUGCACUUCUUCUUUCAUUCCGAAAUUUUUUGAGCGAAAUUUUCCAUGGCAGUCGAAUCCCUGCUCUGUUAAAGAUAUCUAUCGAGAAGAAUACAGUUAAAAGACUCAAAGGUGACAUAAAGCAACUGAAUCACAAGCUAUCACAAUUGCAAGCAUUGUUAGAGGCAAAGGAGUCUGAGAUUUCUCAGUUGAGAAGUAGAGUUGUUUCGUCACUGGAGAGCAGUAUUCAAGAGAAAGAAUCUAUGAAUGAUAUUCCCACUGAGACAUUCCCAAAGGAAAAUGGCCGUAAUUUUCCAGUGGCAGAUGUUCAACAAACUGGUGCUGGUAGUUCUUCUCUACAAGAGGGAAGCUUAUCCAUAGAAAGUGGUGGAGAUGCAUCAGAUUCUGCUGGUGUUCCAAAGGAAUUGACCUCAUUAAAGCUGGAACCAGUUUCAAGUUCAUAUAGUAAACUUUCGAUUAGAAGUGAUGAAUCCGAGGAAGCCCUUCAGACAUUUCAGGCAGCAGGUAACAUAGGAGAAAUUUUGGGAGAAGAAGAUUUCCCUGAAGUGAAAGUGGACUUUCAGGAGACAUUCCUUGGGCAUACCAGUCCGAUUAGUCGGUGCCGAUUUUCUGCUUCUGGAAUGAAUAUCGCAAGUGCUUCUGUUGACGGUACUGUUAGGAUUUGGACACACGACUCAUCAACUCCUACAUCAAGAAAUGCAACCAUCUUUUGUGGAGCAGAAGUUAUGUCACUUGACUGGGAAUGCAGGUCCGAUCGUUUGCUUCUCAUAGGCACAACAGACGGUGGAAUUAAAGCUUGGAAUGUUGAUGCUAAAAGAGUUGUUUGUGACCUCAGCACUACAAAGGAGUUCCCGAGUGUUGUGGAUUUGAAGUGCAGUCCAGUGGACCCGAUUUUUGUCUCUGCAGCUGCAUCUAAAAGGCAAGGCUCAAGCAAAAUUGAUAAACUGGGGCUUGCAUCUUUAACCGUUUGGAACAUGAAAACAUGGAAAGCUAUGUCAGUUCUUCCUCUGGGUAAAGAUCCACCUGCAAUCACUUCACUUAGUUUCAAUCACAACGGGAAGAUUUUAGCAGCCUCUGCAACUGAUGGGAUGAUUCACAUGUUUGACAUGUCUGCUGGCCUGCAAAUCACAGGAUGGCCAGCUCAUGAUUCUGCUGUAAGCUCUGUGCUAUUUGGACCGGAUGAGACUAGUAUCUUCAGUUUGGGCUCUGAUGGGAAGAUACUUGAAUGGAGCCUGCAGAAUCAAGGUCAAGUUCUUUGGUCUAGAGAUUGCAGUAGGUUCUGCUAUCCUGAGAGCGAAAAAGUAUGCAGGCAUGAAAUAUCUCUGGAUUCUAAUGGAAGGAGAUUGUUGGUGACAUCUGGUUCUGUGAGAUCCCCCAUAUACCAGGUGCAAGGUCAUAUGCGCGGUCUGAAAACAUUACCUCAUAGUGCUGCAAUAACAAGCGUGGAUUGGCACCCGACGCUUCCCAUCUUCAUAACUGGGUCUGCUGACCACUCGGUCCGAGUUACAUCCAUUAUCUGAUGAAAUAUUGGUGAUCUAUUUGUGUGUACAGUGCCAAGUUUCCUAUGACAUGCUGCUCUCUUGACUUCUGGCAUCUAACGAGUGUGUUCAAAGCCUAGGGCUUGUCGUACUGAUGAGAGACAUCAAUUGAGCUGGUUUCAUGGUACACUCCUGCUUCCCACCCAUUAUUAACAACGGCUGAGCUGGUUUCACAGAUUACUCCUGCUUCCCACCCAUUUGUUCAUGGUUUUAAAAUUCUGCAAUGCCAUACAUUAUGGAUUACCUAAUAUAAUGAGGUGAAGCAGAAUGAAAUGGUUACUCUUGGCAAUCUACUUGAUUUCUGACUGUGUGCUUCUCUGCUGCAAUUGUAGCAUUAUAAUGUAAGCCAAGUUGCAUAGUAUUUCAGAAUUAGCUGUACAAAGGCAUCUCGAAGCCCAAACUCACUUCUUGUUGUAAUUUUCAGUUUUUCUUGGUUUUCAUAGUUACAUUUAUCGAUUGGGGAAUGGGAUUUUCUUUUUUUCAUGUACACCUAAGUAGAGUGUAUGAACUCUGAAUGUAAGUUGGAUUGAAAAUACAAAUAAAGUCUGUACAAACAUAUGACUAUGGCACCUUAUUUGUAUGUAGUUUGGUAUUUGAAAUUAUGGUUUAUAGUUUGCAGAGGAAAAUCUUUUAUCUGCAAA
Molecule: messenger RNA, 2779 nt
Organism: Asparagus officinalis (garden asparagus)
Lineage: Eukaryota; Viridiplantae; Streptophyta; Magnoliopsida; Asparagales; Asparagaceae
Product: WD repeat-containing protein 91 homolog
Exons: 16
Coding region: 141-2120 (659 amino acids)
Molecular function (GO): protein binding
Source: RefSeq, a predicted model, not a curated record